CAGAGACCUGGAGCCCCACCUGUCCCUCAUGGCAUUCCACUGCCAUCCCUGUCUGAUGAACUUGACACUCAUCGGCAAGAUGGAGACAUUCGUAGAUGAUACAAGGUUUUUACCUAAAACAAAUAUUUAAGUGAUCAAUAUUUUGCUUCUGGUGUGUCCUGCUUCCUCUUCAAAUUGCCUUCCCCCCCCCCCCCCCCGAAACUCUAUUUGUCUAUAUCAAUACCCCCCAGUGAAAAAAAUGAAUGUCACGCAUGCGUGAAUUUUGCACUAAGUUACAUAAUGUACUUUAUUUUUUCUUUAAGGGGAAAGCAACUAUUAUAUUAAUCAUUAAAGAGCCACGGGACCAUGUAGGACUAUCCAUACGAGAGUCUGUCUGAAUGGCUGUGGGACUAUUGUUUAAAGGCCGACAUAUAUAUUAUAGAAAAUGAGAAGUAAACUCUUUUUUUUUUUUUUUGGUAACACUUGGACCCAUCGGGAAUUUUCUUAAAAGACACGGAUCCGGUGUAAAAAAAAACAACAACAAGAGCACCCAGCUAAGCCCUGGUACAGUGGUUCCCAAAGUGUGGUAUUAUUAUUAUUACUAUUUAGGCAUUUUUGUAUAGCGCUUACCUUACAGCUCUAAGCGCUUCACAAUUAUUAUUAAUAUGUAAACUAUUUAAUCUCCUAAAGUAAAAGAAAAAUGAAAAACCAGUUGGGGGGGGGGGGCACGAGAAGAGUUUGGUUGGGGUACGCGCUGCAAAGAAAAGUUAUAUAUAUAUAUAUAUAUAUAUAUAUAUAUAUAUAUUAUAUAUAUAUGCAUUUUAAUUCAAGUGUAAGCAAUUUUCUUUUUAACGAUGUGUCACAUAUAUAGACAUGAAUAUACGGGAGAUAAGUAAUAUUGGAGCUUUAACUCCAGAAUAUACAGAGUAUUGGGACUUGAGAAAAACAAGCUGUUACGCGCUGACUUGUAGUGGGAGAAAUUAAUUAAUCUCCUAUUUUAAUUUUAAUUUGGCUCGUUGUAAACAGUGCCUAACAAAGGACGAUACCAUAGAGUCAACAAUAUUAAAGAUACGACACCCAAAACAGUUUCUAGUUACAAUUAAUAUCAUUUAUUAAGUCUUAAUAUAAUUACAAAAGAAAAAGAAAAUAUAAUGACAAUCUUCAACUUACAUUAUGGUAGAUCUUGUACCGGUGCACAGUUAACACAGUUAGAAUAAUGUGCCAAUGAAUAAUGGAUGAAAUGCGAAAUAAAAACAUAUGAGUAUGAGCACACAAAUACACAAGGAAUAAUACACACCUCGCAAAGUUAAUAAUAUCUAUCUGAAUCUCCGUCCCUCCGUCCGUGCCUGUCAAUCCCUUAUAUAGGUCGCGUAAGCCCUGCCUUCCAGAAAAACUUAUGACGUUUCUAGAACAAUCAAAUUGAUUCUACAAAAAAACUAUUUGGAACAGAUUAAUUAUUUUUAGUGACUUAUAGUAGUAUCUGUUGGGAUACAGUGACUUAUAGUUGUUUUUGUUGGGACACAGUGGCUUAUAGUUGUUUCUUUUGAAAAAUACAGUGGCUUAUAGUAGUUUCUGUUGGGAUACAGUGACUUAAAGUAGUUUCUGUUGGGACACAGUGGCUUAUAGUAGUUUCUGUUUGGGACACAGUGGCUUAUAAUUGUUUUUGUUGGGACACAGUGGCUUAUAGUUGUUUCUUUUGAAAAAUACAGUGGCUUUUAAUUGUUUAUGUUGGGACACAGUGGCUUAUAGUAGUUUCUGUUGGGAUACAGUGGCUUAUAGUAGUUUCUGUUGGGAUACAGUGACUUCUAGUUGUUUCUGUUGGGACACAGUGGCUUAUAGUAGUUUCUGUUGGGAUACAGUGCCUUAAAGUAGUUUCUGUUGGGAUACAGUGGCUUAUAGUAGUUUCUGUUGGGACACAGUGGCUUAUAAUUGUUUUUGUUGGGACACAGUGGCUUAUAGUUGUUUCUUUUGAAAAAUACAGUGGCUUUUAAUUGUUUAUGUUGGGACACAGUGGCUUAUAGUUGUUUCGUUUGAAAAAUACAGUGGCUUUUAGUUGUUUCUGUUGGGAUUACAGUUGUUUGUUUUGAAAAAUAUAGUGACUUAUAGUUGUUUCUUUUGGGAAACAGUGACUUAUAGUUGAUUCUGUUUGGACACAGUGACUAAUAUUUGUUUCUGUUGGGACACAGUGACUUAUAUUUGUUUCUGUUGGUACAGAGUGACUUAUAUUUGUUUCUGUUGGGACACAGUGACUUAUAGUUGUUUCUGUUGGGACACAGUGACUUAUAUUUGUUUCUGUUUGGUACAGAGUGACUUAUAUUUGUUGCUGUUGGGACACAGUGACUUAUAGUUGUUUCUGUUGGGACACAGUGACUUAUAUUUGUUUCUGUUGGGACACAGUGACUUAUAUUUGUUUCUGUUGGGACACAGUGACUUAUAUUUGUUUCUGUUGGGACACAGUGACUUAUAGUUGUUUCUGUUUGGACACAGUGACUUAUAGUUGUUUCUGUUGGGACACAGUGACUUAUAUUUGUUUCUGUUGGGACACAGUGACUUAUAGUUGUUUAUGUUUGGACACAGUAACUUAUAUUUCUUUCUGUUGGGACACAGUGACUUAUAGUUUUUUCUGUUGAAUACAGUGACUUAUUUAUUUUUUUCUUUUGGGACACAGUGACUAAUAAUUGUUUAUAUUGGGACACAGUUGCGUUUGGUUGUUUAAGUAAAAUUUACCUGGUCAAAAUACUCUUUAAUCGUGUUAAAGUUUUUUUUAAAACCCAAAGUAUUUUUUUUAAAAUCAAAAUAAUAAUAAUAAUAAACAACUCGUUUCUUUUCAGAGAAAUUCUAAACAUCAAAGGUAUACAACUGGAAGACGUCAUCGGCAACGUCAGCAGCUUCGAGGCAACCAGUGAAAUUGGAAUCAUCACAGACAUAUCAUUGAGAACAUUUUCGUAUUUACAGAAUAGGUGAGAGGGGUUCUGAAUCUUUGGCUUAAAACAUGAUUAUAUAAAGGAGCGCUUGUGUUGACAGACACCCAUUGGGCUUUUACCAGCAACGCAGGAAAGUGGCCACAAAAUAUUCUUUAAUCAACAGUCCAAAGAAUGCCCCAUGGGAAAGCUUAUUUAUUUGGCUUCUGAAAAUAAAAUUAAACAUAUUUUCUUUUGAAGCGAGUCUUUCGUUCUUAAAAUUACACAGGAGGCCACAUUUUUGAGAGAGUUAACAAAAAAUACAUCAAAUGUUAGAUAUUUAAUACAAAAGAUUUUUUGCCCCAUUACUAAAGCAUAUGAAUGUUCCGUUCAUAUAAUAAGUCGCAUAACCUUCAGAUUAUACAAGUGCAACAGGAUUAAAAACUAUGUUGUUACUUACUGGCUUCUCUUGUGAGAAAUUAAUCUCUUGUUUUAAGUUAUGGCUCGUUCAAACAGUGCCUAACAAAGGACGAUACCAUAGAUAAAUACAAUAACAAAAUUGCGACACCCAAAACAGUUCAAAUUACAAUUAAUAAGAUUUAAUUUAGUAAUAAUAGAAUUACCAAACAAAAGAAAUAAAUUUACAAAUCAUCAACUUAAAGAGUAUCGGAAAAUCUUGUACCGGGACAAAACUAGUACAAUGAGCCAAUUAAUAAUGAUGAAUGAAGAAUGCGAAUAAACACAUAUGAGCACACAAUUAAUAAUAAUACAAAUGUCACGUAAAGUUCAUAAUAUCUAACUCCGUCUAUCUCAAUCUCCGUCUGAAUCUCUUUCCCUCUCUCCGAAACCCUAUAUUUAUAUUGUGGGUCUACCGACGCGCCCAGAAAUGCCUUUACUUUUCUAAUACAAUCGCGAACAUUCGACAAAACACUACUGAGAGCAAAUUAAUUAUUUUUAGUUGCCGUCGUCAAUAAACACCACAGAUCAAAGACUAAGCCACGCCCAUCUAUGAACGUAGUGUCUCGUGUGGUGUCAACCAGGGUGCGCGCACGAGGAAAGUUUUGUAAACAAGCUCUACAUAACACAUGUAAUAAAGUGUUGUGCUUCCGUUUCUUCUGAAACAAUAACAAAAACUAUAUCAUUUCAUGAUCAGCUACAGAACUGAACCAGGGGGUCAGCACAAAUGCUUUUGAGUGAGGCGUAUUUUUCAUCAAUCUGCUGCGAAAAUAUUCUGUCAUUAUCGCUUCGUUAAAAACAGAGCCGUGUCAAUGCCUUCAGAGACGACCAUGGGGGACCUGGAGACCCCGGGGAGGCAGACUACUGUACUAAACGAGGGGAAAAUAAAUGCGCAACAACUGGAGUCUCAUACCGAUUGUUUAAACGCUAUAACGCUUUUGCUUUAUCUAAACUGUAUAAUUUUUACCUGUGUGUGUGUGUGUGUGUGCGCGCGCAUGCAACAUAAAUAAAUGGGACGUACUCAGCACUACUCUCUCAAUGAAAUAAAAGCAACGAACACCCCCAUACACACACUUUUAUGCCUUCAGUGUUUACAAGUAUUCAAGUUUCUCGUGCUUUUCCCCCAGAGACCUCGGUUGCCUCACUCUCCACAUGGCGCUCACCAGGCUGUGGACAUCAUUUCAAGUGCGCGGAUUGAUCUCCAAAACCUUUCCGCUUCCGUUCCAUGAGUCCUCGGCACCGUAUGACAUCAUACCCAAAUACGUAUUCAUCUCGGAAGCCGUCUCAGCCUUCAAGAGCUCUGGGUCACCGGAAGUGCGUCAUCGACAACGAAGAGAAGCCAUGAUUGAAGCAUACCGGUCGGUUCCACGGGAUACUAUCUCGAUGCUGGAGAAGGCAUUCGCUUUGGAUUGCCUCCUCUUUGAUUACUCCUGUGAGCUUUCCGUGCAGCUAUUAGAGACAGACGCUUCAAUGGUGGGGGAAAUUUAUUUUAAAGAAACAUAGUGGCGAGCGUAGAAGUAGUUAUUCUAACAUCGGACAAUGUUGUCGACAGCUUUCUCACAACA
This is a messenger RNA of Lymnaea stagnalis (great pond snail), 4900 nucleotides long. The record is from the annotation of a GenBank genome assembly. NCBI's taxonomy places the organism in Eukaryota, Metazoa, Mollusca, Gastropoda, Lymnaeidae.